Messenger RNA from Patella vulgata (common limpet), 2157 nucleotides. RefSeq lists its product as uncharacterized. Gene Ontology annotation, molecular function: ATP binding; nucleic acid binding; RNA helicase activity. The transcript is spliced from 13 exons. The record is from RefSeq and is a predicted model, not a curated record. Gene Ontology annotation, biological process: maturation of LSU-rRNA from tricistronic rRNA transcript (SSU-rRNA, 5.8S rRNA, LSU-rRNA). Gene Ontology annotation, cellular component: nucleolus. Bases 2 to 1846 code for a protein of 614 amino acids. Lineage: Eukaryota; Metazoa; Mollusca; Gastropoda; Patellidae.
GAUGACAAAAAGCGGAAGCACGUGUUAUGGGAAAAUAGAAAACAACAUGGAACCAGACGAAAUAUUAGAUUCUCAGAAAACAAAUGAACAGAAAUUAAAAGCCGUGCUUAAAUUGCUGAAAUCUGGCGAACUCGACAACGAAGGAAAGAAAAAAUACAAGAAAAUGAAGACUGAACUGAAGAAGUUGAUUGAGGAAGAAGAAAUAAACGGGAAUGAUGAAGGGUUGGCUGUAGAUGAAAAUGAAGAAAAACUCAAAGGGAAAAAGAAGAGAAAAUCUCUACCUGACACAGUAGACGAACCAGAUCAGAAAAAAGAAAAAUUAGAUGCAGAUAAUGAAAAAAUAGAUGGUGUGGAAGAAAGUGAAUUACCAGGCAGUAGUGUUGGAGCUAGAAUAUUAUCUGAUCAGUCAUUUAGUGCUUUAGCUGAAUCAGUAUCGGAGGAAUCAUUAAAAGGUGUAGCAGAUAUGGGUUUCACGCAAAUGACAGAUAUACAAGCAAAAAGUAUACCUCAGUUACUGGAAGGAAGAGAUUUAAUGGGAGCCGCAAGAACUGGAAGUGGAAAAACAUUAGCAUUUCUUAUACCUGCUGUAGAACUCUUACAUAAACUUAAAUUUAUGCCACGUAAUGGUACAGGGUGUAUUAUAAUAUCACCAACAAGAGAAUUAAGUAUGCAAACAUUUGGUGUUUUAAAAGAACUAUUAAAAUAUCAUUAUCAAACAUACGGUUUAGUCAUAGGUGGUGCAAAUAGAAAAGAAGAAGCUAAAAAACUUGGUAAAGGAAUCAACAUACUUGUGGCUACACCUGGACGACUGCUUGAUCACUUACAGAAUACACCAGAUUUUAUGUAUAAGAAUUUACAAUGUUUAAUAAUAGAUGAAGCUGAUAGAAUACUUGAUAUGGGUUUUGAAGAAGAAAUGAGAUCAAUUAUUAAAUUAUUACCAAAACGUCGUCAAACGAUGUUGUUUUCUGCCACCCCAACUAGAAGAACAGAAGAUUUAGCGAGAAUAUCAUUAAAGAAAGAACCAUUAUAUGUUGGUGUUGAUGAUACUAGAGAAGAGGCUACUGUAGAUGGCUUACAACAGGGUUAUGUUAUUUGUCCGUCAGAUAAAAGAUUUCUGCUUUUGUUCACAUUUUUAAAGAAGAAUAGAAAGAAGAAAAUUAUGGUGUUUUUUAGUUCUUGUAUGUCCGUUAAAUUUCAUUAUGAACUUCUCAAUUAUAUUGAUCUACCAGUUUUAAGUAUACAUGGAAAACAAGCACAGGACAAAAGAACCAACACAUUUUUCAAGUUUUGUAAUACAAAAGAAUGCAUAUUAUUAUGUACAGAUGUAGCUGCUAGAGGUCUGGAUAUUCCAGAAGUAGAUUGGAUCAUCCAGUUUGAUCCACCAGAUGAUCCAAAGGAAUAUAUACAUAGAGUAGGUAGAACAGCUCGUGGUGAUGGAGGUAUUGGUCAUGCUUUACUUAUCUUACGACCUGAAGAAUUGGGUUUUCUUAGAUAUCUUAAACAGUCCAAAGUCCAGUUAAAUGAAUUUGAGUUUUCUUGGAGUAAAAUUGCAAAUAUACAACCGCAGCUAGAGAAAUUGAUCAGUCAAAAUUAUUUCUUAAAUAAAUCUGCAAAAGAAGGAUAUAAAGGUUUUGUUGGAUCUUAUGCUGCUCAUGCUCAUAGAGAUAUAUUUGAUGUACAGUCUUUAGAUUUACAGAAGGUAGCUUUGUCAUAUGGAUUUUCUGUUCCACCUUAUGUUGAGCUCAAAGUGAGCUGUAAAGGCCCAGGUAUUAGGAAGAAAAAGACACAUUCAACUAAACAGAAGAUUGAAUAUAGACCAGCAUCAAAGAAACAUAAGUCUAAAUGAAAAAAUAUAAUAAAGAUGUUACCUUAAAUAAGAAGAAUGACAGAAUAUAAAUAAACACAUGGUAUACUCUUAAUGUUAUUGGAAACAUACAAGGCACACAAUAAAGUGUAAAUUUUGUGUUAUACUGAAUAACAAAAGUGAUCUUUAAAAAGUCAUUAAAUAUAGCAUAUGAAUAUCAUUAAAUGUCAAGACAUUGGUAGGUGUGUUUUCAUGUAUAUCUUUAUGACACGACUGGCAUUUUAUAAUUGUAUAUAGAUAUACAAAAUGUUUCAUUGGAUCCCUCAAAUAAAUGGUCAAUAUUUCAGAAAUGA